Erythranthe guttata (spotted monkey flower) is the source of this 1445-nucleotide messenger RNA. RefSeq lists its product as uncharacterized. Lineage: Eukaryota; Viridiplantae; Streptophyta; Magnoliopsida; Lamiales; Phrymaceae. Gene Ontology annotation, biological process: dolichol-linked oligosaccharide biosynthetic process. Gene Ontology annotation, cellular component: membrane. The record is from RefSeq and is a predicted model, not a curated record. Gene Ontology annotation, molecular function: UDP-N-acetylglucosamine-dolichyl-phosphate N-acetylglucosaminephosphotransferase activity.
AUUAAUCAAAAAUUGUCAAACAUUUGAACAAUUAAUCGGUAGUGAAAAGAGUUGCAGAGAAGAAUAAUGGCAGCAAGGAAGCGGGCUUCAGCAACUGCAGACGCUACCCAGAAACCCGAACCCGAGAAACCCAAGCCCGAAAGCCCGCCAUCGGAUCCCCCAAUUCGACCUCCGAAAUUCCCAACAAUUCUCAAAAUUUUGCUCGUAUUUUUGAUCCCAUAUUCCUACUUGAUUUUCUAUCACUGCAAAAUUGAUUAUGAGCUCAAGAAAUCGAUCUCGAUCAGUGCUUUCGUCAGCAUGAUGGGGUUCUUCGUUACGGUAAAAAUGAUUCCUGUGGCGUCUAAAUAUGUAUUGAGAAGGAAUUUAUUUGGGUAUGAUAUUAAUAAGAAAGGUACCCCUGAUGGAUCCAUUAAAGUGCCUGAAUCGUUGGGCAUUGUUGUCGGGAUAGUUUUUCUAGUUGUGGCGAUCUUGUUUCAGUACUUCAACUUCACUGCAGAUUCAAAUUGGCUCGUUGAAUACAACGCUGCACUAGCGUCAAUUUGCUUCAUGAUUCUUCUUGGAUUUGUCGACGACGUUCUUGAUGUACCUUGGAGAGUGAAAUUAGUGUUGCCAUCUAUUGCCGCUCUCCCGUUAUUGAUGGCUUACGCUGGACAUACAACUAUAAUUAUACCAAAGCCACUCGUUCCUUAUGUUGGAUUAGAGAUUUUAGAUUUAGGGUGGAUAUAUAAGCUCUACAUGGGGUUAUUAGCUGUAUUUUGCACAAACUCGAUAAACAUUCAUGCGGGCAUCAAUGGCCUCGAAGUUGGACAGACAGUCGUUAUCUCUUGUGCUAUUUUGAUACAUAAUAUCGUACAAAUAGGGGCGUCUAGCGAUCCGGAAUACAAACAAGCACAUGCAUUCUCGAUUUACCUUGUUCAACCUUUGCUUGCAACUUCUUUAGCUUUACUCUCUUAUAACUGGUAUCCAUCUUCGGUUUUCGUUGGGGACACCUACACUUACUUUGCUGGGAUGGCUAUGGCUGUUGCUGGAAUUUUAGGCCAUUUUAGCGAAACACUUUUGGUAUUCUUCGCUCCACAAGUUCUGAACUUUCUGCUUUCUCUCCCUCAGCUGGCUGGUAUUAUACCUUGUCCGAGGCAUAGACUGCCAAAGUUCGACCCCAAGUCGGGACUUCUAACAGGGACAAAUGACGGGACACUUGUCAACUUAUUCCUAAGACAAUUUGGUCGGAUGUCUGAGAAAACCCUUUGUAUUCAACUCUUAGUUUUCCAGGGCGUGUGCUGCGGAUUCUGUUUCUUGCUGAGGUGGUUCCUCACAGGGUGGUACAAGUGAUUGGUUUCUGCUAUUUCCAGAUAUAUUUUAACUAAGUACCAGAGUGGCUGCAUUACUUAUAUUGUGAAUUUUAUGAUAUAAAUUAAAUGAUAAUAUAUCAAUUUUCUUUUCUUUUU